Molecule: messenger RNA, 565 nt
Organism: Ceratitis capitata (Mediterranean fruit fly)
Lineage: Eukaryota; Metazoa; Arthropoda; Insecta; Diptera; Tephritidae
Exons: 2
Coding region: 207-563 (118 amino acids)
Source: RefSeq, a predicted model, not a curated record
CAGCCAACAGCUGCGAAAAAUUCUGACAAUUCAUUGACUUUCUUUCAUUAUUUUUCAUUGGAAAAAAUUUUAGCUCUGGGUUGAAAAUAUCUGUGUGAAUAUUGUAAAAUUGUGUUUUUUGUAUUAUUCACUACUACGCAGUUAAAAAAAGUUGCGGUCGUGGACCAAUAAUUUUAUAGAAUACAACUGGCAAGUGAUUGCAUCAAAUGAAUGUCGAUUCCUUCCAGCAGUCGCUAAAUCAAUCACUCCAAGCCCUCACAAUAAAAUUCGAACAAUUUGUGGGCGUGGCAGUGCAGACAGUGACUUUAAUACAACGAGAAUUCGCAGAGACAACACGUAACUGGAGUAGUCCUAUCGAGUUUACACCGUUGCAAGUGACGCUGUUAAAAGUACUGCUGCUGCUUCUACUGGGCACUGCAGGACUAAUCGCAUACUCGUGGCGUGUUUACGGCAAAGUAAUUACAGAGAAAUUCGUACGUCCAAGUACACUUAAGGAAAUUGAAGAGCUUAAAUUAUCAGUGGCAAAAUUAAAAUUACCUAAAGAACACUCACCACGAAUCUAGGG